Eufriesea mexicana is the source of this 1355-nucleotide messenger RNA. RefSeq names its product Mitochondrial phosphate carrier protein 1 (gene Mpcp1). Gene Ontology annotation, molecular function: phosphate transmembrane transporter activity. Gene Ontology annotation, biological process: mitochondrial phosphate ion transmembrane transport. The coding region runs from base 149 to 1213 and encodes 354 amino acids. The transcript has 5 exons. Gene Ontology annotation, cellular component: mitochondrial inner membrane. Lineage: Eukaryota; Metazoa; Arthropoda; Insecta; Hymenoptera; Apidae. The record is from RefSeq and is a predicted model, not a curated record.
GUUAUUAAAGUCUCUGCCACUCUUUUCCUGUCAGGCGGAGGCGAGGGUCGUAAUUUUGAAGGUUUUAUAGCCAGUAGUUUAGACUAAUAUAAUUGUUAUAUAAAAAUCUUCAAUUAGUGGUGUAUGCAGGUAAAGUGGUAAAGACAAGAUGUGGCCCUCAAUAUUGGACGUAGCCAAAAUGAAUCCAUUUGGAACACCGAUCAUGACAGCUAAAUGUCAGGGGCAGACCGAACUCACCCAAGCUCUUAUUAAAAAUCGUCACAUUGCCGCUGCUUCAGUUGCAUCGGGUGAUAGCUGUGAAUUUGGAUCAAAUAAAUAUUUUAUGCUGUGUGGUUUGGGUGGUAUUUUAUCAUGUGGUAUCACCCAUACCAUGGUCACUCCCUUGGAUUUAGUGAAAUGUCGUAUUCAAGUAGACCCUGCAAAGUACAAAUCAGUUUUCAAUGGGUUCCGAGUAACUUUGGCUGAAGAUGGAACUCGAGGUUUAGUUAAAGGAUGGGCUCCAACAUUCUUUGGUUACUCCAUUCAAGGAAUGUUCAAAUUUGGACUUUACGAAGUCUUUAAAGUAUAUUACUCAGCUCUUGCUGGAGAAGAAAUUUCAUAUGAAUAUAGGACAUCUUUAUAUUUAGUCUCUUCAGCAUCUGCAGAAUUUUUUGCUGACAUUGGUCUAGCUCCUCUUGAAGCUUCUAAAGUCAAGAUUCAAACUACACCAGGGUUUGCAAAUACUUUGAGAGAAGCUUUCCCAAAAAUAUAUGGAGAAGAAGGUCUUAGUGGUUUUUAUAAAGGACUGGUACCUUUGUGGCUUCGUCAGAUUCCAUAUACAAUGAUGAAGUUUGCUUGCUUUGAGCGUACGCUUGAACUCUUGUACAAGUAUGUAGUUCCUAAACCAAGGCAAGAAUGUACAAAGGGUGAACAAUUAGUUGUUACUUUUGCUGCGGGAUAUAUCGCUGGUGUAUUUUGUGCAAUUGUAUCCCAUCCUGCUGAUUCUGUUGUAUCGAAAUUGAAUCAAGAAAAAGAGGCAUCAGCUGUUGAUGUUUUGAGGAAACUUGGUUUUCGUGGUGUGUGGAAGGGUCUUGGUCCUCGAAUUAUUAUGAUCGGUACUUUAACAGCAGCACAAUGGUUCAUUUAUGAUGCAGUAAAAGUAUGGCUCCGUAUGCCGCGCCCACCACCACCAGAGAUGCCAGAAUCACUUAAGAAGAAGUACGGACUAGCUUAAUUAUCAAACAUCAAUGAUAUUUUUAAUUGAAUCAAUUACAGUUAGAAAAAAGAACAUAGAUAAAUUACAUUAUUUCUUCACAGUACAUUGUCGAACAAUGUUUUGCCAUACAUUUCAAGUAUUUAUUCUGUAAUACAGAUAU